AUGGGUGAAGUACGCCACGUGGGAGAUGAGCCAGAAGGACUUCGCGCGCGCGCGAUCCGUGUGGGAGCGCGCGCUGGAGGUGGACUACAGGUGAGUGUGACUAAAGAUGGGUGGGACUAUAGGUGGAACACGAGCGUAUGGGUUAAAUACGCCACGUGGGAGAUGAGCCAGAAGGAUUUCGCGCGCGCGCGAUUCGUGUGGGAGCGAGCACUGGAGGUGGAUUAUAGAAACGUGUCCGUAUGGCUCAAGUACGCGGACAUGGAGAUGCGCAACCGCUUUGUCAACCAUGCGCGGAACGUGUGGGACCGCGCGGUGUCGCUGCUGCCGCGCAUCGACCAACUCUGGUACAAGUACAUACACAUGGAGGAGAUGCUGGGGAACGUGGCAGGGGCGAGGCAGGUGUUGGAGCGAUGGAUGAAAUGGGAACCCGACCACCACGGCUGGUCCGCCUACAUCAAAUUCGAGCUCCGAUACGGCGAGAUUGCACGCGCCCGGGCCGUGUUCGAGCGCUACACCAUGUGCAUUCCCACGGUGAAAGCGUGGAUCCGUUUCGCAAAAUUCGAGGUGAAGCAAGGGGAGAUUUCGCGCGCCCGGGAGGUGUACGAGCGGGCAGUUGAAAUUCUCGGCGAGGACGGGCAGAACGAGGAACUUUUCGUCGCGUUUGCCGAGUUCGAGGAGCGGAUAUGCAAAGAGAUCGAGCGGGCCAGGGCGAUUUACAAAUACGCCCUCGACCACGUUCCGAAAGCCGAGGCCGAAUCCCUGUAUAAAAAAUUCGUGGUUUUCGAGAAGCAGCAUGGGGACCGGGCAGGGAUAGAGGAUGUGGUGGUGGGGAAGAGGCGGUUUGAGUAUGAGGAGGAGGUGAAGAGGAAUCCGCGGAACUACGACGCGUGGUUUGACUAUGUGCGGUUGGAGGAGAGCGUGGGGGAGGCGGAGCGCGUGCGGGAGGUGUACGAACGCGCGAUCGCCAACGUGCCUCCUGCCGAUGAGAAGCGCUUCUGGCAGCGAUACAUCUACCUCUGGAUCAACUAUGCCCUAUACGAAGAACUCGAAGCGGGGGACAUGGAGAGGACGAGGGAGGUGUACCGGGAGUGCCUGAAGCUGAUCCCACAUGGCAAGUUCUCAUUCGCCAAGAUCUGGCUGCUCGCCGCUCAGUUUGAGAUCCGCCAGAAGCGCCUCUCUGCCGCCCGGCAGAUCCUGGGGCAUGCCAUUGGAGUGGCUCCUAAAGAUAAGAUAUUCAAGGCAUACAUUGAGAUGGAGCUACAGCUAGGCAACAUCGACCGCUGUCGCAUGCUGUACGAGAAGUACCUCCAAUGGCAGCCCGCCAGCUGUCCCGCGUGGGCCAAGUUCGCAGAGCUGGAGCGCAGCCUGGGCGAAACUGAGCGGGCAAGGGCAGUGUAUGAACUGGCUAUCGGGCAGCCGCUGCUGGACACACCUGAGCUGCUGUGGAAGGCGUACAUUGACUUUGAGAUCGCGGAGGGUGAGAGCGAACGCACGAGGCAGCUGUACGAGCGGCUGCUGGAGCGAACCAAGCAUGUCAAGGUGUGGAUGAGCUACGGGCAGUUUGAGGCGCGGGUGGCAGUGGAGGAGGAGAUUAAGGCGGAGGAGGAGGGCAGAGAGGCGGACGAGCUGGUCCUGGCAGAGCAGUCCAAGGACCGGGUCACCAGGGCCAGAGAGGUGUAUGAGCGGGCGUUUGAGCACAUGAGGACAAACGCCGCCGACCAGAAGGAGGAGCGGGUGAUGCUGCUGGAGGCGUGGCGAGAGAUGGAGCGGGCGGCGGGCGUGAACGGCGACCCGGGAUUGGUCGAGAAGAAGAUGCCGCGACGCGUGAAGCGGAAACGGCCAAUCACGACGGAGGAUGGCACUCCUGCUGGGUUCGAGGAGUAUUACGACUACAUCUUUCCUGAUGAAGCGGCUAACCAACCUAAUCUCAAGAUCUUGGAGGCUGCUUAUAAGUGGAAGAGGCAAAAGCUCACUAUGGGGGAUGAGGAGGAAGGUCAGCAGGGAGGUGGAGCAGAGAGGGAUGAAGGGGGAAGUGGAGGUUUGAUAGACAAUAAGGAAGAGGAUGACUAG
Messenger RNA from Closterium sp. Naga37s-1, 2070 nucleotides. The record is from the annotation of a GenBank genome assembly. NCBI's taxonomy places the organism in Eukaryota, Viridiplantae, Streptophyta, Zygnematophyceae, Desmidiales, Closteriaceae.